Molecule: messenger RNA, 1679 nt
Organism: Pangasianodon hypophthalmus (striped catfish)
Lineage: Eukaryota; Metazoa; Chordata; Actinopteri; Siluriformes; Pangasiidae
Gene: rmp24
Product: chromosome 23 C18orf21 homolog
Exons: 5
Coding region: 142-780 (212 amino acids)
Source: RefSeq, a predicted model, not a curated record
UCCUUCUCUCUUGUAGCUUGAUGCUGGAACGCAAAGAUAAAAGAUCCCAGUUUCAGAGUUGUGUUUUUGUAAAUCUGUCUUUAUUUUUUAGUGCUAAACCUCCACAUUGGACCUGGUUUAUUUUUUUUCCGUUCUUGCACGAUGGAAAAAGUGGUCCUGAGUAAAACCCAGGUGUUUUUAACCAACGCCUCGCUGCUUUAUAAGGACAUGUGUCCAGAGCAGGCGCGUUUCCUCAUGCAGAAGCAGCAGAUGAAUGGCGCUGCGCUGCCAGACACAGUGCUGUGCUCAUUCUGUUUUCAGUGGCGCCGGCCUGGAGAGUACCACGUGCGGUUACAGCCCAAGUGCAGACCCUCGGUGCGUAUCAGGAAGCUGCUCAGGAGGGAGCAGGCCCACAAGAGGCUCGGGUCACAGGAAAUCAAGCUUCUUCAGAGGUUCAGAAGAGCUUCCACUGUUCUGAUGGCCACCUGCCACACUUGUAAUAAGACGUCCAGGCAAAUUGGGAUGAACAGGGAUUUUCUGGGGACCUUACCGAAGAACACCCCAGUGAGAAUGUCAAAGUGCAGGACUCCUCAGUCUGCUAACAAAGCGACACCUCAGCCCAACCUCCAUGACAAAACACCAAGCAGAACACCAGUGGCAAGAUCAUCUGAAUGCACCAGCGCCUCGAAGUCAGGCAGCGGGAAAAAAUCUGCUUUCUCACGUCUUAAGAAGCUUCUGAUGCUUGAGGGCAGCCAGAAGAAUAAGAAAGGGGGUCUGAAAGACUUCCUCACCUCUCUUUAAGAAUCUCAUGGACCACAAAACCCAGAAACCCCACAACAACAUGGUCUAGCCUACUUUAGUUUAGAACAACAGGCUUACGGGGGAAUGGAGCAGGAGAUGGCUGGUUGUGCUCACUUUAGUGUACACUGCAGUGACACCUGGUGGAUGACUCACUGAAGCCUGGUUUACAGAUGUGACGCCCUUUUACCCUCCGUGUCUUCAUCCCCGUCCCAGUCAGGUUGAGGACUAGAAGAGAACUGACUGCCUUUGCAGGGUUUUUUCAGUACAGCUGAUAGGCUGUAAACCCUAUAUCUACAUGAAAUAAAUGUUAUUCAUUCCUGUCACUGUUGUGAUGACAGGUGUGUGUUAGCCAACAUGCUUCAUUUUCCCCAUUUCUCCAUCUUGUGUAGUGCUCCCUCAGAGACACUCACAUGGUUCACAUUUUACUCUCUCGGUAUUCGGUGUUCAUGUUUGCUUAAUUCAGCAGGAAUAGAGUUUUGAAAAUGUGGGCUCUCCAGGAGUCUCAGAGGAUUCAGUCGGCUCGAGAAAGCAUUGCUCAUGUCAUGCUUUUGAAGUGGGAUAAAUUAUAGAUAUAUAGAUAUGCUGUGUGUAUAUAGAUGCAUUUUGGAGUUUACACACAAUCUUUUUAAGUAGAUCACGGCCACUUUUUGUAUCUUGUACUCUUUUGUAACAGGACUGUUUUUGGACACUUAAGGUUCACACAGUGGUCAGUGGUGAUUAGUAUUUAAGGGCUAUUAGUGCUUUACUAAAGGUUUACAUUUAAUGGACUGUUUUGCCCUAAAACUGUAUUGCAAAGACCAAAUAUGUGUUGCUGUAGCCACAUUAAGAUACAGUGUUAAAUGAAUGCAACUUAUAUGCAAACUUCACUUAUUUUCAAUAAAUCAGUUGUGAAUCAGAUG